UGCACUGCUUGUGUCCGCCCGGUAGUAGCCUUUGACGGCUCUUCAAAGUGAUGGAUGCCCCCACUCCACAUGAAGCUAUCCAAUAUUUCUUUUUUUAUUAACGAUACGGGGGAAAGAAACAAGAACUCAGCUCAGCCAUUUCAUAAUCUGUUCCACCGUCCUGUUACCACAAUUUUACAGUAUAUACCUUUCAUUUUGGUUUUCCGAGUUGCUAAGAUACAUUGACAGUUGCUGUUGCUAGUUAACUGGCUACGUUACGUUUAUUUAACGUUGGCUGGCAAGCAAGUCCUUGGCUAACUAGCUAGCUAUAGAAUAGCAAAUAAGAGUUGGUGUUUGUAUGGCCAGCUAGCUUUAGCUAGCUAGUGCUAGCUAAGUGUUCAAUCAGGGAUAUCUGCUCAUAUUCGGGACGAGACCAGUCUCAGGGCUCACCGUACUCAAUGAGCGGACAGCGCGAUGUCCGAGCGUUCUGGGCAAACGGCAAAGGGGAAGGAUGGCAAAACCAAGUACGCGUCUCUCAACUUGUUUGACACAUACAAAGGAAAGAGCCUUGAAGCACAUAAGCCAGUUGUUACUCCCCGUCAUGGCCUUCAGUCUCUUGGUAAAGUUGCCUCUGCACGGCGCAUGCCCCCCCCAGCCAACCUGCCCAGUCUGAAGGCAGAGAACAAAGGCAACGACCCCAACGUUUCCCUCGUCCCAAAAGACGGAACAGGAUGGGCAAGCAAGCAGGAAUCCGUAGACCCAAAGAGUACCGAUGCAUUUUCAGCUCAGCCGCCGGAGUCGCAGCAGCCUGCGGCUACACAGACGCCUGCAUCGAGCCAGCAGAAUACUCCACCACCCCAAGAGGCCCCAGCUCCAGCCCCGGCCGCAGGGGUAAAGUCCUGGGCUCAGGCCAGUGUUACACAUGGACUGCUAGGAGAUGGUGGAAAGGGAUCAAACCAACUGUCGCCAUUCUCUCGCGAGGAAUUUCCGAGUCUGCAGGCGGCUGGAGACCAGGACAGAGCUGGCAGAGAACAGGCCACUGCAGAUCAGUGGUAUGGGCCCGGACCAAGCCUCCGCCCCCAGAAUGUGACAAGUUGGCGGGAUGGGGGGGGCCGCACCCAGAUUGCGGUUCUGCCCCGGGAGGGGGUGGUGGAGGCUGGGGUCGGGGGGGCAGUAUUGAUGGAUGGGUCUUCAGAGGGAGUGCAGGCCCCCCACCAACAGCAGCCGACCCCACUGUCUCACAUACCCCCUAGAAACUCGCCCGCCUCAAGCCCCGCCCUGCCCCCACCCCCUGUUUCCCCCCAGUUCCCUGCCUACCGAGGGAUCAUGCCUCCAUUUAUGUACCCCCCAUACCUGCCCUUCCCUCCCCCCUAUGGCCCUCAGGGGCCCUACAGAUACCCAGUGCCUGAGGCUCCCAGGUUUUCUCGUGCCCCAAGCGGGCCGCCGUCCCAGGAAGGGGGCCCCAGGGUUCCAGAGGGGGAGGCAGUGCAGCGCCCUUCCAUCCUCACACAGGACGACCUGAAGGAGCUGGAUGAGCUGGAUCAUGAUGGGGAUGAGGGCUGGGCAGGGGCCCAUGAGGAGAUUGACUAUUCUGCAAAGCUGCAGUUCAGUGAUGAUGAAGGAGAGGAAGAGGGCGAUGAAGAGAAGAGUGAGGACAAAAACUGUGCAAGGGAAUCCAGGGAUAAGCAGCAACCUGCAAAGGGAUCUGCCAGCAGAGGGGCUGCUUCCCACAGCCCCCCCUCCAGUAAAGAAGCUCUGCCCCCGCCCCCCAGCAAGCCCGGCAGGACUGAGGAGGGGGCCGGGGAUUGGGGCACCUCCCCCUCAGCACCCUACCAGGGGCAGAGGUCGGCCGUAGCCGGCCCCAGGGAGCAGCCUUCUCCCCCUGCGCGGCCGCUCCACAGCCCGGCUCCACACAUCUACAGACAGGACCGUCCCUCCGCCCAACUUGGUACCAAGGCAGUCACACCUACCUCCUCCACCCCCGUGCAGAAGCUCGCCCCCUCCGCCCCAGUGGCCCACCAGAAGCAGGCCCCCGCCAAACCCACCCUGCCCCCGCCCUCCUCCACCCCCCUGCUCCCGCAGACCCAGGCGGAGGAUGAGGACGAGACGUGGCGGCAGCGGCGGAAGCAGUCCUCCACCGAGAUCUCUGCGGCCGUGGAGCGAGCGAGGAGGCGCCGGGAGGAGGAGGAGCGAAGGAUGGAGGAGGAGCGGCGGGCCGCCUGCGCCGAAAAGCUCAAGCGCCUGGACGAGAAGCAUCAGCAGAGCAAGCCCGCCCCCGUCGCCGCCGGUAACCCCAGCCCCUCCCUCUCUGCCUCAGCACCUUCCCCCAGCCUGAGUCAGCCCUCCUCUCCUUGUGUGGACUCUGAGGAGCCCCCCCUCCUCUCUGCUCAGACUGGGGCGACAGCAGGAGCAGGAGGGAGUGCUAAUGACAGGCAAAGAGAGGGAAGUAACAGCAGCUAUGAUUCCAACACUGACCCUCAGAAUUGCCCUGCAACCCCAGAGGUAGCGUCCUUGCCGCAGGAUGUAGCAGCGGUUGGGGAAGGGAAGGAGGAGGCCGUAGGGCCCCCUAGCGUUCGAGCUGCUGGAGGUGCAGACAUGGUGAAGACCGAGAGUUUGGGAGGGGGAGGGGGACGGCAGGGGGGUGGCCUCCCUGGUCAGGGCUACUCUAAAUACCAAAAGUCUCUGCCUCCUCGUUUCCAAAGACAGCAGCAGGAGCAGCUCCUGAAACAGCAGCAACAAUGGCAACAGCAGCAGCAGCAACACAGCCAGGUUUCCCAAAAUCAGCUCGCCCCACAAGCCUCAAGUUCCCAAGGCCCAUCCCCUGGUGCCGGGAGCCAGCCUGCAUCCAAACAGCCCCCCUUAUAUUCACAUGGCUCGCUGGGGUGCCCACCACCUAUGCCCAUGAACUUUGACCCUCGCUGGAUGAUGAUGUCGCCCUACAUGGAUCCUCGAAUGAUGCAGGGUCGCCCUCCACCGAUGGAUUACUACCCCCCUAGCAUGCACCCCACAGCACCUGCUCUCCUCUCAGGUCUCAUUGGCCGCGAGCGCUCCGAUUCGGGCGGCUCGGGUUCAGAUCCGUUCGACCGGACACAGCACCCUUCCCACCCCCACCGGGUGACCCCUCCCGCGGACGCAAAGUUAGCCUGGGGACCAGACGUCUUUCCAGGAGGCGGUGAAGCCCGGGCUGGCUUCGAGGAGGAGGAAGGUGGCAAAGGACUGAGGGGCAGCAGCUCUCCAGUGCAUCUGCGAGACGGAGGGCCCUGUUCUGUCCAACAGCCCCUCACUUCAUUCGUUGCGCCCAACUCCUCCCCCUCAAGCUCUUCUAACCAAAUGCUGGCACCUCUUGUAAGCCAAGGGGGAGGAGUGAGCGCGGGUGGCAACCACCACCCCCACCAUCAUCAGUCCUUCAUGGGGGGUAGGGGUAACUAUAGCAGCUUUCCUGACAAUGGUUCUAGGGUGGCCUCCCACCAGCAGCAGAGGGGGACCAGUGGUGGAUCUCUGCAUGGCUACAAUCAACAGGACGAGGGCCCCAGAGGAGGGACACUUUGGGGAACCCCCCAUCCCCACUAUGACCGCAAUGGCCGCCCCGAUCUCUCUCCUGUGGACAACAUGACCCACUUACAUCAUCCCCAUCCCCAUCGUCCUCAACCCUCUCAUUUCCCCCUCCACAUUCACAAAGCAGAAGCUGGAAGAGAGAGAGACAGGGUAGGGGACACAAAGAAGGAAGACCCCAAAAGAUCUCUCCACCAGCCCUGCCUCUCAUCCUCCUGCUCUUCCUCCUCAUGUUCCUCCUCCUCUGCUCGAGACGACAGCGGCAAAUCUCCUCUGCACAGCCUGCCUCCCCAGCAUGAAUCGGGAGUUGGGUUGGGGGGUGGCGGAAAGCCAAACAAGAUGGGCGGCCCCCACGUCCUUCCCUCCCCCGCCUCGUUCGCGCCUUCUUCCCAGCACCCUCCCCAGCACCAGCAGCAGAAUCCCAGACCGAGCCCCCGCGGGCGCGACCACAAGACAGAGACUCAGUGGGGGCCGAGGCCUGGAGGCGGCAGCACCAGCGGCGCUUAUGGCCAUAACAGGAAGUCCAGCGCAGGAGGAAGCGGGAAAGCUGAAGAGCGACUGACGGGGGCGGGCACAGAACCUAAACCCUCCGCAGCUCCUGGAAGCGGUAACACUAGCAAACGGGUGGGGCCGAUAAAGAGACCCGCGCUGAAGGAAAUGAAACGAGAGGGUGGAGAGGAAGGAGGAGGAGAGAAAACACCUGGGGGCUCAGGGAAAGACAAAGAGCCUGAGAGCAAGCCGGUUUCGGGUAAGCAGGAUGCCCCAGCUAAUCAGACUACCGCUGUGCCCUCGUCUACAGAGGACGCAUCGCAGUCGGCUAAACCUCGAAACGGAGGGAGGGAACGAGUGGGAGGGGGGCUGGCUAAAGGACCCAAAGAAGGGGACGCCCCCUCCCUGACCUCGGCGUACUCUGCUCCCGUGUCCCGCUGGGAGAGGGAGCGCUCCCACGAGAGGGGGGGCGGCGCUCCCUACUCACACCCGACGCCUGCGAGGGGCGGCAGGGGCAGCCGGGGCAGGGGAGGGGAGUUCUACGGGAGGGGGCGGGGCUACAGGGGACCCUACGCGGGGAGCGGAGGCGGAGCAGGGAGCAGCAGCGGCCGCGGAAGAGCGGGAGGAAGGAGCCGGGACUACAGGCCGACUAGCAGCACCUCCCACGUCCGUAACCAGGGCAGCGGCAUCAAGGAUUCUGCCGCCUGCAAGGGGGAGGCUGCGGUGGGGAGCGGCAGGCCUGGCCAGAGAGGCCCGCAGCCAGGUAACACGGGCCGGUCCAGGAACCGCAGCGAGACCAGGAGCGAGGGCUCCGAGUACGAAGAGGUCUCCAAAAGGAGGCGGCAGAGAGGGUCAGAAUCGGGCAGCGAAAGCGCAGCCAGCGAGCUGGGCCUUUCUGACAGGGAGGAAAGAAAGCAGCAGCCGAAACACGCGGGCAGCGAUAACCCCGCUGCUUCCACCACGACAGCUUCUGCUGCUGCCGCCGCUCAGUCUAGAGCCCCCCAGGCCCGCAUAUUCACCCCGAGGGGCGUGCCAUCGCGGCGGGGCAGAGGGGGCGGGGGAUCAGGCGGGAGCGUCUAUAGAAGUGGAGGGAGUGCUGGCAUGUCCAGCGGCCGCUCUGGGUCCGGUUCCACCUCCCUCACCUGGGCCUCUAAGUCAUCCUCCUCCAUCCACAGACAUAGAGUACAGCCAGAGACCCCCCUUCCUAAAGAGGCGGGGCCUGUGGCUGCAGGGGAGAAAAAGGACAGGCUGGCAGAUGUAGGUCACUCUCCGAAUCCGAGCCCCCCAUCGGACUCCUCACUCACUGCACCCUCGUGUACUAAUGUACACGUCUCCCUGGAAAACGGUAAUGUGGAAAACGAGGUCUCGUCAGCCAAUGCUCCGGCGGAUCCCCCCUCCCUCCCCCUGCCCUUCCCCGCCCCAGAUCUCCGGGGCUUUCCUCCCCGCGGCUUUGAGCGUCCACCCCGGCGCCGCCGGAACUGUCGCUCCCAGCACCAACACGACAAGCCCCCGCGCUUUCGCCGGCUGAAGCAAGAACGAGAGAAUGCCGCCCGAGUGAACGGCGGCGGGACAAUAGGAGGGGGGGCACAACAGCAGCAGCAGUUGACUGUACCCUCCCAGAAUUCUUUGCAGGAGGCGGAUGGUUCUCCCAACACUGCCAUCACAACCAUAACGCUAAAUGCGAACCACAGUCUUGUGGGCAGCUCCGGUGAAAACAGCAGCAGUAAACACCUGGGGGGAGCUAAAGCAAACUCAAACAGCCACAGUCACCAUUACACCCAGGCCACAGCUCCCCAGGCCAACUCCCAACACCUCCAUAGCCACAAUCCAGGGGGCGGAUCCAAAGAGGCCAAAGGCACCAAAUCUCCUGAUAUCUCCAACCAGAAUUCAGACCAGGCCAACGAGGAAUGGGAGACCGCCUCGGAGAGCAGCGACUUCGCCGAUUAUCGAGAGAGAGGCAGAGGAGGGAAGGCUCCGUACUCAUCCCGCCCCUUCCACUCGUCUGGAAGAGGAGGCGGAGGAGAGCGAGAGAUGACCUCGAAAGAAUCUGCAGCCAACAAGAGAAGCUUUUCCAGCCAGCGACCUGGAAUGGAUCGCCAGAACAGGAGAGUGAAUACAGGUGGUGGGGGGGGUGGAGGAGGAGGAGGAGGUGGAGGAGGUGGAGGAGGAGGAGGAAGGAGCCUUCGAGGUCCAGCAGGGGCAGGUGGAGGAGCCCCUAGCAAUGCAGGCGGAAGCCUUGAUGACAAGCGUGGCAACUGGUCAUCUCUGAAAACCAGGAAGUAAUAUGAAGAUUAUCAUCAAAACUUUUCAGUUGGCCCCCUGUCUCUCACACUCUGCUUAGCUGUCAUUGAAACUUUAUUCUCUACUCCUGGCCCUUUUCAAAGUUCAUUAUAGUUUAUCCUGUAUAUCAGAAGACUGCAUAAGCUUUCACUUUGUUCCCCAUCUCUCUGUCUCUCUGCUCUGCUGUCUCCUGCCCUUUUAAUACAUUCACACGCUGCUCCCUACACACUCACCGUUCGCUGUCUAUCUGUUCUCCGGCAUUCUUUAUUGGAUAUUAUGGAAAAAUACCAUGUCUGUUAAAAGGACAUAUUUGACAGAAACGGAAACGCACACAAGCACAAAAAAGGAACUGACACAGAAACACACUUGGUAAACACUACUUGUAUUAUGGACAUACAGAGGGCAUGAUGCAGAUGCUUAAGAGAAGACAUUGUUUAUAUUUCUAUGUAUAUUUUUAUUAGAAUUGGGACUGGGUGUUCAGUGGGCAGCUCUCAUUUCUUCAGAUUUUAUUUUUCUUUUAACAAGGAGAACAAAGAUUUUCGUGUUGUGUCUUUGCCUUUGUCAGUUUGUAGUCAAAACCUCUUUCCCCGACUACUUUUUGGGGCAUUUGAGAUUGCAUCUGCAUUCAUUCUGUUCCUAAAGCCAUUUUGAUGCUGCUUAUUCAGAAAUAUGGCAUAGUCAUGUUUGUUGACAUGCUUUAUUCUGGUAUUUGUUCCCAAUGGUUGUCUCUUUUUGUUCAUUCUCAUUUCAUGGCCAAUCAAUUCUGUUUCAUCCUGCAGUGGUUCGGCUGGAGUUGCUUGGCCCACACCUCCAUUACUGAAAGCUAUGUUCAUAUUACUUUUUUUGUCUGUUUGUUUAUUGUACCCCAUAAGCUCUACGUAGCGUGUAUGGAGUAGCUUUGCUUUGUGCAGUGUUUCAAAUUCUGCUUGUGGAGAGCCAGAAUAUGUUUGACUGAGCAUUGUGCUAUUACAUACUCCGCUGAAGUUAUUGUCAUUAUACUGUGUUGUACUAGAACACAACUGCCUUGUGCAGCUGUCAUUCAGAGGUCUUUAUAAAUUACCAGGAGGACAAGUUAUGUAGCCCUCAGUUCUCCAUGAGUACUUUGUGAAGUUGAUAUAUUGAAAGGGAAGCCUGGUCAAAAAAUACAUAGCAUGUUUCAUGGGGAAAAAAAUAUUUGAAAAAAUAAAUUUGCCUGAUUGUAUGCAGAAUGAAGCAUUAUCAUUCUCAUCCUGUAAACCUCAACCUAACCAUUUUUCAUUCAGUGAUGUAAGUUGGCCUUUUGCCCUUUUUUGAGUGAAUGGGCAGAUAAAUUACUGUUGAAAAUGCUAUUUUUCUUCAGAUAUUGUAGGCCUCUGUGCAAUUAAAGAUUCAAAGAAUCAUGUAUACAGGCUUGUAUCAGAGUGUAGUGUGCAUGGUGAUGAUUGAAUCUUUUUCUGAUUUUAAUGAAUGAAAACAAAAGCUAAAAAAACUAAAUGAAAACAUUAGAGACAUGGCAGAAGCCUAGAAUUAAGAAGUUCCAAAUAUUGUCCUGACGCAUGUUCAGCAUUUAAAUUUUCUUUGGUUAUGUCUCCCACUAGACUCAUCAACUGGAAGAAAGUUUGGAAUGCUCAAAUAUGGUUCUCAAGUUCUUGAGACUAAAUGGCAAAUGUUUUUUGACCAGACUUCCCCUCAGAACCACUACCUUAACUGUGUUGGUGACAGCAUGUUGACUGAAAUCUGGACUACUGUGUGAUUUAUGUGAAGUUUUACAUGUUCUCUGUUCAAUACAGAGAGGCCUUUUACUCGUCUUAGAAUUUGAGGACUGUAACAAAACAUGACAGGAUUGUGUAAGUUACAGGAAAAUGGACUCCUGUUCAUUGUAGCCACAUAAACACACAAAUGAACUAGAACAAGAAAUUGUCUGGCUAGGUUUGGGAAAUGGAGCAUUUGACGUGUUUUACAUUUUUACGUAGAACUCUGUUUUCACCACAGUUGGAUUUUUGUUGAUUUUGUGGGUAAGCAGAGACUCGGAAAGUAGCACAUUUGAAGUGUUGGUGUGUGAUUAUGCGUGUGUCUUUGGAGUGGAAAUGUUAUUUUUCCCCAGUUUCUGUCUAUCCUUUCUUCAAAUAUCCUUUAAACAGAGGAAGGAGGGGGGCAUGCAGUUACAUUAUUAAUUUUGAAUUAACAGAUCACAAAUGCUUAUUCAUAUCCAAAUGAACAACAUCUGUUCAGUUACUGGUGUUAACCUGAGUCACCAUCAACAGUUAAGAAAGUAAUUGUAUGUUUCUUUUUUACAGUUACAGUGUAAUCCUCAGCUGCAUCUUGCAUGGUUUUUCCCCUGCAAUAUUGACUAUUGAAAUGCCCCCUGUCCAUUUUGAAGUACUAAAACAUGAUAUUUGUAUAUUUCUUCACUUCUUUGUCUCUUUGGUUCAACAUAACUGUUUUGUAUGGAAACUUUUUUUUUGUGAUAUACAAGCAUUUGAGUAUUUCAAACAGUGUAAUAGAAAUGAAGAAUUUGGGCUUGGGCUUAAACACGUUUAAAUGCAACCAUAAUAUACACAAGUAUGUAUAGUUAUAUAUGAAAAGCUGAUCUUGCCCAGUUUACAUUCCCACAAAUAGAUGUUGGCAUUUAUAAGUUGAAGGGAGCAGCGAAGUGUCUUAUAGAAUUCUAAGUAAAAUAAAGUGAAUAAAUUCAUUUUGUUUGGAAAA
Molecule: messenger RNA, 8988 nt
Organism: Anguilla anguilla (European eel)
Lineage: Eukaryota; Metazoa; Chordata; Actinopteri; Anguilliformes; Anguillidae
Product: protein PRRC2A-like
Exons: 17
Coding region: 454-6303 (1949 amino acids)
Biological process (GO): cell differentiation
Source: RefSeq, a predicted model, not a curated record